Arvicanthis niloticus (Nile rat) is the source of this 1179-nucleotide messenger RNA. RefSeq names its product UDP-GlcNAc:betaGal beta-1,3-N-acetylglucosaminyltransferase 6 (gene B3gnt6). Gene Ontology annotation, molecular function: galactosyltransferase activity; UDP-glycosyltransferase activity. Gene Ontology annotation, cellular component: Golgi membrane. Lineage: Eukaryota; Metazoa; Chordata; Mammalia; Rodentia; Muridae. The record is from RefSeq and is a predicted model, not a curated record. Gene Ontology annotation, biological process: poly-N-acetyllactosamine biosynthetic process; protein O-linked glycosylation.
AUGGCUUUGCCCAGCAGCCGCAGGUUCAAGAGUCCCAAGACAUUGGCUUUCUUUCUAAUGGGUGUGAUUUUCUUGGUGCUGAACCAGUGGCUCCUCCAGGAGCACACGCAGGAAAAAGCCAAGGGUCCCAUGACCACUCCCGGGUCUUCCGCAGCUGCGGUGCAGCGUUCGCCUCUCCUUCAGGUGCCCCCCUGCGUGGCCAACGCCUCCGUGAACCUCUUGGCUGGCUUCCAGCUGCUGCCCACUAGGAUCCAAGACUUUCUGCGCUACCGCCACUGCCGCCGCUUCCCGCAACUGUGGGACGUGCCGCAUAAGUGCGCGGGGCCCCGCGGCGUCUUUCUGCUGCUGGCCGUGAAGUCCUCGCCUGCGCACUACGAGCGGCGCGAGCUGAUCCGGCGCACGUGGGGCCAGGAGCGCAGCUACAGCGGCCGGCAGGUGCGUCGCCUCUUUCUGGUGGGGACCUCCCCUCCGGAGGAGGCGGCUCGUGAGCCUCAGCUGGCCGAUCUGCUAAGCCUGGAGGCGCGCGAGCACGGCGACAUGCUGCAGUGGGACUUCAGUGACACCUUCCUCAACCUCUCACUCAAGCACCUGCACCUGCUCGACUGGACAGCGGAGCACUGCCCGGGUUUGAGCUUCCUGCUCAGCUGCGACGACGACGUCUUCGUGCACACGGCCAACGUGCUGAGCUUCCUGGAGGUGCAGUCGCCCGAGCGCCACCUCUUCACCGGGCAGCUCAUGGUGGGUUCUGUGCCCAUCCGCGAAAGCUGGAGCAAGUACUUCGUGCCCGAACAGCUCUUCUCGGGCGUAGCUUACCCUGCGUACUGUAGCGGCGGCGGCUUCCUUCUGUCCCGCCGCACAGCCCGCGACCUGCGCAGCGCGGCACACCACGUCCCGCUCUUCCCCAUCGACGACGCCUACAUGGGCAUGUGUCUGCAGCAGGCCGGCCUGGCGCCCAGCAGCCACGAGGGCAUCCGCCCCUUCGGCGUGCAGCUGCCUGGUGCGCAGCGCGCAUCCUUCGACCCCUGCGUGUACCGCGAGCUGCUGCUGGUGCACCGCUUCGCGCCGUAUGAGAUGCUGCUCAUGUGGAAGGCGCUGCACAACCCGACACUGCACUGUAGCCACAAACACGGUGCAGGGUCUUCCAACGCCAAAGGAGAGCUGAACCCCGAUUCACACUGA